UCAGAAGCCGUCAAGGCCAGGGCGAAGUGAACUACUUCAGCGCCGAACCUUGGUAUCACUGGCUGACUGAUUGUCCGAGAGGGGACUUUUGCAUGAAACACUCUCACAACAGCGCCAUAUUUUCGUUGCGAUCACCACGCCAUCGAAUCAGCCAGAGCACCUCGGGGAGGACGGGGGGCAGCCUCGAUGCGGCCCACCCGCGCCGGCUGAAAUUAUGGCGCGGAGGAACAUUCUGUUGUGCUUCGAUGCAUUUGGGACCCUGUUUAAGCCCAAGCGCCCCAUCCAGGAGCAGUACGCCAGCGUGGCCCGGCAGUGCGGGCUCGACGGCUUCAGCGCCGAGCAGGUCCAGGCCUCCUUCAAAGCCGCCUUCUCCGGAGAGUCCAAGGCUCAUCCCAACUAUGGCAAGGACAGCGGCAUGGGCGCGGAGAAGUGGUGGACGAACGUCAUUCACCAGACCUUCCGACCACUCAUCGGUCCGGACAAGAAGCUGCCCGAGGACCUGGCUCCAAGACUGCUCCAUCGUUUUUCAUCCGACGAAGGCUAUGCCCCGGCGCCGGGCGUGGUCUCGUUGCUCCGAUCCCUCAAGCAGCAGCAGCAGCAGCAGGGCCGGAACCGGAUCACCGUGGGCGUCAUCACCAACUCCGACGACAGAGUCCCCAGCAUCCUGUCGUCUCUCGGCCUCCGCGUCAGCCCCCUCCGUUAUGGUUAUGGCGCCAGCACGGACCUGGACCUGGCCAGAGCAUCCGGCCACGCGUACGACAUCGAUCUGCACUGCAUGUCGUACGACGUCGGCUUUGCCAAACCGGACCGCCGCAUCUUCGACGCCGCCGAGCACAUGGCAAACCAGCUGCUGGCAAUGCAGCAGCAGCGAGGAGCUGAGACCGGGAGCAGCGGAUCGGCGAAGGGGGAUUCGCCCUGGCUGAAGCUGUACGUUGGCGAUGACUUUGAAAAGGACGUCGUAGGAGCCCAGGGCGCCGGGUGGAACGCGGUCUUUGUCAGCCCGGAAGAACACUCCGUUUCGGACCAGAAGAAGGACAUGUCGGAUUUGGAACAGCUGGAGGGCAAGACGUUGGAGGACGUGUUCCCCCAGGACGGGCCAUCUCCAACUCUGAUCCGGGCAGAGCGCACUCAGAGCUUUCUCGCGUGGCUCAUGAAGCGGUGCGCGGAGGGGGAUCAGUAACUAGCGCACGAACCCAGCUCCACUAAGGAAUCAGUGGUCAAGAGUCUAUGCCGGGAGAGGAGUGAGCAGUUUG
Molecule: messenger RNA, 1253 nt
Organism: Thermothielavioides terrestris NRRL 8126
Lineage: Eukaryota; Fungi; Ascomycota; Sordariomycetes; Sordariales; Chaetomiaceae
Exons: 2
Coding region: 215-1180 (321 amino acids)
Source: RefSeq, a predicted model, not a curated record